AUGGACAACGUAUUCGAAAGGUUAUCCAAGAUGGACACUAAAGCUUCCUCGAGUAUACUUCGCAUCGUUCUCGCAGUUCCAGCUGCCGCACUGCUCUACUUGAGCUACCGCGCAGCAGUGUACCUCAUCAAGCCGUACUUAUCGCCACUACGCAAGCUAAAAGGCCCCAAGUCAGACUCGAUAUUGUUCGGUAACAUGAUUGAUCUUGCCAGGGGAGACGCCUAUGUCCGCCUUCGCGAAUGGCGAGCCGAGUAUGGCAACGUCUUUGUGCUUCACGCACUUUUCGGGGACUGGCGCUGCGUCAUUGCCGAUAACAAGGGUAUUGCGCACCUCCUGGCAAAUCAUAUGAGCUACUACAAACCCGAGUUUGCACGAUUCCAGCUGUCAUACCUCCUAGGGCACGGCCUGGUCUCUGCUGAAGGCCUUGAGCAUCGCCACCAGCGACGUAUUAUGACCCCUGCAUUCAGCGCCAGUCAUUUGCGCAAUAUAUUGCCCACGUUCUUAGACAAAUCUGCUGCGCUUUCCGAAAUGCUACGUAAACAUCUAGAGAAAGCACCGACGACAUCCCCGGACGCCGUGCCCUCGCUUCGCGUCGACAUGAUUACUUACUUAUCAAAGGCAACCAUCGACAUUAUCUCCGUUGCUGGCUUUAACUACGACUUCGAUACGCUUCACCAGAAGCCCGGCGAGCCUGGUACAGAGCUGGCGGGCGCACUUCAUCGGUUCCUGUCUCCUGAAAAGUUUCCCGUCUUUCUCUUCCUCAAAGGCUUUAUCCCUCUGUUUAGGUUAUGGGAGUGGGACGCUCAGGCUCGCGAGGCGCGCAAAGCCAGAGUUACCAUUCGCAGAAUUGGUAAAGGGUUGAUUGAGGAUGGAUUGAAGAGGGUCAAUGAAGAGAAGGCGAGUGGUGGCGGGACAGACUUGAAGCAUACCGUGCACGACAAGGAUUUGCUCUCCCUCAUGAUCAAGUCGAACAUGUCGACCACAGUCCCACCAGAGCAACGUCUCUCCAUUGAACAGAUGAUGAACCAGAUCCCGACUUUCCUCAUUGCAGGUCACGAAACGACGGCCAACUCGACUGCGUGGUGCUUGUACGCGCUUUGUAACAAUCCAACGAUCCAGACGCGCUUGCGUGAGGAACUCCUCCAGGCGUUCCCAGUUGGCGACUCGACUGAAGUUACAGCCGACGCACUCAAUGCGCUUCCAUAUCUUGAAGCAGUAGUCCGUGAGACCCUUCGGUUCCAUCCACCCGUCGAGCUAUCCGCGCGUGUGGCAGAAGGCGACGACGUGAUCCCAUUGGAGAAACCAUUUGUGGACAAGUACGGCAAACUGCGCGAGUGUAUUGAAGUCAAGAAAGGCGAUGCUUUCAUUAUCCCUAUCAUGCUCAUGAACCGCGCAAAGGAUAUCUGGGGAGAAGAUGCGGACGAAUACAAUCCUGACCGCUGGCUGAAUGAGCUACCUGGGAAGACGGCAGGCAUUCCUGGUGUAUGGGCCAAUCUGCUCACGUUCCUCGGGGGACAACGCUCUUGUAUCGGAUUCAAGUUUGCCAUCCUCGAGAUGAAAGCCCUCUUGUUACACCUAUUGCGCAACUUUGAGUUCCAGCUCGCCGUCAAACCAGAAGAUAUUGCCGGCAUGGAAAUGAUUGUGACGCGACCUGUCGUCAAGCAUGAGAAGAAUAAGGGAGCACAGUUGCCAGUAGUCAUCCGCCCUAUAGUCCAUAACCUCUGA
Molecule: messenger RNA, 1725 nt
Organism: Serendipita indica DSM 11827
Lineage: Eukaryota; Fungi; Basidiomycota; Agaricomycetes; Sebacinales; Serendipitaceae
Source: the annotation of a GenBank genome assembly